UUAGAAGCAGUCACAUGCUGCGCUCUUCUUCUCUGAGGGAACAUACAUGGAUGACCUACGCCAGGCUGAUGAGGGGGAACCCGCUCUCAGGAUGAGCCACCUUCAGGACACCAAAGCUUAAGGAUAUUAGUGGGCAUAUAAGGGCUCAUGGGACAGCAUCCUCAAAUGUCCACUUCAGGGAUCAGCCCGGCGAUGGCGCCUCCAUCAUCACCGGGGAUGAGCGGAACCCCCCCGAUGCAGGCUUCUCUCGCACCCAAAAAGACCACCUUUCAGUCUCUGGGUUCGCUAUCGCCGGGUGUGUUCUCACCAUCCAGCCCCAAGAUGCCAUGCAACCCCCCCAACUCCCCCACUAUGUCCAUCAUGAGCUCACCUAAACUGUGGCAGAAAGCCUCCAUCUCCAGGCUGGCGGAGGAGUUUUUCUGGAUCGGCGGGAGUGUGGUCGCUCAGCCGAAAUGGAGACUGGGGCAAUUAGUGGAGAGGUCCAUGUGCACCAUGCAGAUGGGAACACAGAUGAGCAAACUGAAGGGAAAGAAGAAGGGCCUUGUGAGGUUUUACUACCUGGACGAGCACAGGUCCUGCAUCAGGUGGCGGCCAUCCAAGAAACAUGACAAAGCCAAAAUAACCAUUGACUCCAUCCACGAAGUGUGCGAGGGCAAAAAGUCUGAGGUCUUCAGGAGGUACGCAGACAACCGCUUUGACCCAAACUGCUGCUUCAGUAUUUACUACGGUGAGCGUGUCAAGUCCCUGGACUUGGUGACCACCAAUGCCGAGGAGGCACGGACAUGGAUCACCGGGCUGAAGUACCUCAUGGCUGGCAUCAGUGAUGAAGACAGCCUGGCUCGAAGGCAACGCACCAGAGAUCAGUGGCUACAGCAGACAUUCUCUGAGGCCGACAAAAACGGCGAUGGCACCUUAAGCAUCGGAGAAGUUCACCAGCUGCUCCACAAGCUCAACGUCAAUCUACCCAAGCAGAAAGUCAGGCAGAUGUUCCAAGACGCAGACACGGACGAGAACCAGGGCACUUUGGGUUUUGAGGAAUUCUGCUCUUUCUAUAAGAUGAUCUCCACGCGAAGAGACCUUUAUCUUCUCUUGAUAUCCUACAGUAAUCAGAAAGAAGUCAUGGAUCUGCAUGAUCUUGCCCGCUUUUUGGAGCAUGAGCAGAAGAUGCGAGGUCUGGCCAGAGAGCACCUGGUUGACAUUGUGGCCAAGUUUGAGCCGUGUCCUGAGAACCUGCAACGUAUGGUCCUGGGAAUAGACGGUUUCACCAACUACAUGCGAAGCCCCGGUGGGGACAUCUUCAACCCGGAGCACAACCAAGUGAACCAAGAUAUGACACAGCCUCUGUACAACUACUUCAUCGCCACAUCACACAACACCUACCUGACUGGUGACCAGCUAUUGUCUCAGUCCAGCGUGGAGAUGUAUGCUUAUGUCCUCCAGGCUGGAUGUCGCUGCGUGGAAGUGGACUGCUGGGAUGGACCAGAUGGGGAGCCCAUCAUCCACCACGGGUACACUUUGACCUCAAAAAUACUCUUCAAAGACGUCAUUGAAACCAUCAAUAAAUACGCCUUCACCAAAUCACAGUACCCAGUCAUUUUGUCCAUAGAGAACCAUUGCACGGUACCACAGCAGAAAAAGAUGGCAGAGUACCUAAAAGAGGUAUUGCAGGACAAGCUGGACCUGUCCCAUGUCAACAUCUAUGAAUGCAAGAAGUUGCCAUCGCCUGAAAUCCUCAAGGGCAAAAUAUUGGUCAAGGGAAAGAAGCUCCCGGCAAACAUUGACCCUGAUGCUGAGGAAGGAGACGUGUCUGAUGAAGACACUGGGGAUGAAAAGGAAGAAGAUGAGGAGGAAGAAGACGAAGAGAAUUCACAGGAGGAGAACAGCGGUUUCGCUGCACGUCAACCAAAGAAGAAGAGACGAUUCGGCAGGUCAAUCAUGAGGAGAUUCAAACGCAAGAGGAAAAAAGGAAUCCGAGUGAGGAGUCAAGGCAGGUCUGAUGGAGAGUCGGACUAUAGCAGCAGCAGCAGGGACAGGACACAGAUUGUUUAUCACCCAAAAAAAAGGAAAACAAUGAGGCUGUCCCGCGCUCUCUCUGACCUUGUCGAGUACACAAAAUCCGUCCGAGUGCAUGACAUCGAGACACAAGCAUUUGCCAAUAGUUGGCAGGUGUCGUCGCUCAACGAGACCGUCAUGAACCAGAUCCUGCAGCUAAAACCCGGUCCACUGGUACGCUUCAACCAGCGCCAACUCCUCAGGGUCUACCCGUCCAACUACAGGGUGGACUCCAGCAACUUCAACCCACAGCCCUACUGGAAUGCAGGAUGUCACAUGGUGGCCAUGAACUAUCAAACAGAGGGCCGCAUGCUUGAACUGAACCAAGCCAAGUUCUCAACCAACGGAAACUGUGGAUACAUACUCAAGCCUAAAAUCAUGUGUAAAGGUGCCUUUAAUCCCCACUUGGAGGAUCCGCUUCCAGGACAGAAGAAGAUUCAGUUAGUGCUAAAGAUCAUCAGUGGUCAGCAGCUUCCCAAACCCAAAGACUCCAUGUUUGGAGACAGAGGAGAGAUCAUUGAUCCCUUUGUGGAGGUCGAGAUCAUCGGUCUACCCGUCGACUGUUCAAAGCAGCAAACCAGAGUGGUGGACGAUAAUGGUUUCAACCCCAUGUGGGAGGAAACCCUGGUAUUCAACAUUCUAAUGCCGCAGAUUGCCCUGGUGCGCUUCCAGGUUUGGGAUCAUGACCCCAUUGGACGGGAUUUCAUUGGCCAGAGGACAUUAGCGUUCAAAAGCAUGAUGCCAGGUUAUCGACACGUGUACUUGGAGGGAAUGGCAGAGUCUUCCAUCUUUGUUCAUGUUUCCAUCAUUGAUGGCAAGAUAAAGCCCAGCAACGCCGUCCACGCGGCCAGAAAGCACAUCCAAAAAGCAGCACAGAAGCACAUGAAGGGCCACCAAAGGCAGCCAUCCCUCGACUUCUCCGUCCAGUCCUCUGAAGACUGGACCUCUCUGUUUUUACGCAAGGACGCCGACUCUUUCUCUCAAGACAGCAGGAACGGAGACAUGUCUCCUCUGGUUCAAGGACCAGCGGUCAGGGCUGCUAUGCGCAAAGGCGCCAUGAGUGAACCCAUGAAACGCGCUCAUAGGGUAAGAAUUCACAAUCCUGCGGAGACCAGGAGAAGGAUCUUCAGCAAGAUGUCCUCUACGGAUUCAAACCCGGUGGCUCCAUGCGUAUUGGAAGACAGCUUUGACUUAGAAACUCCUCCAUAUCCAGACAGUCCAGUGGACAGUAAGUGUCCAGUUCCUGACUCUAAUGAACUUCAGACUUCAGUAUCUAAUGACGCUGAGCCACACACAUUUCGAGAAGAGCAGCCGACAUUUUCUGAAACAGGAAGAAUCCAAAAUAAUGACACAGAACCACCAGAGGAACCUCCACCUCCAAUCCCUCAGUCCAUACCACAACCUCCCUCACAUUGGGAAGCCAAAUUUCCCCCUCUUAAUCCGCCUUCAUCCCCUUUACGGGUUAGAAGGACUUUAGAGACCCCAGCCACCCCAAGACCUUCCACCCCGAUAAGGACAAAAACCCGCUCACACAGCUGCCCCAGGAAACACAGCAGCUCCCCUCUGACUCCCACGGCGAUCCGCAAGCCUUCUUCCUCCCACUGGCAGCAGACCUGGCAGCAGGUGCGGACCGUACCAAACGGUCUGUGCUUGUCUGACAGCACAUCCAGCAGUGACGGCAGCUCAGACAGCCUGGAGUUAGGAACCGGGACUGUAGUGGCAGGCUCAGAGCAACACGACGGCACCUUGCAAAGGGAGAUGAAGGUGCUUUUUGACAAGAAGAUGAGGGAGAUCCGAUGUAAAUCGCCACUUUUUUUUGAUGACCAGGAUUUGUGAGUCCGCAAGCUGGGUCUUGCGGUCUUUUUAGAGAACUGACCCCUGAGGUCCACACUGGAGUAUUUGAUCAAAAUCUUAGUUACUUUAACCUAAGUGGCAUUUCCCUGCCUUUUUUUUCCCAUAAGCUGGUUUGAUCAAGUCCUAAAGAUGUGUUGGAGAUGUGAUAGGGUUCCUAAAGCUGGUUGAAAUGGACGGAUGACAAAAAGAACCUAGCAAAGCCAUAUAACAAGUCAAGUCAUAUAACAGAAUUACAUAACAUUAAUUCAUUCAUUUUCUACCGCUUUUCCUCACGAGGGUCGCGGGGGCGAGAGGCGGGGUACACCCUGGACUGGUUGCCAGCCAAUCACAGGGCACAUAUAGACAAACAACCAUUCACACUCACAUUCAUACCUAUGGACAAUUUGGAGUCACCAAUUAAAUGUGGGAGGAAAGCGGAGUACCCGGAGAAAACCCACGCAUGUGAACUCCACACAGAGAUGGCCGAGGGUGGAAUUGAACCCUGGUCUCCUAGCUAUGAGGUGUGUGCGCUAACCACUCUUAUCUUAUUACUUUGUUCAAACUACCACAAGAAGUAAAACGACAAGAAACACACUUGAUAAACACUUUUAAUUGAGUUCAGCAUAUUGUAAUAAUUGCAUCCUGUUGCAUGCUGACUGUUUACACAACGUUUUAUGCAUAUUGCUGUUGGCUCAGUUAGAAUUGUUAAUUGUUUAAGAACAUUUUUGUUACCUGUUAUUUAGCUAACAAUGUGAAUAUAAGUUUAUUUGUAAUAUAAAGGUACACUAGCUCAACCUACAGUUAGCGUUUCUGUCAAAUCAGAAGAAAACAAAGUUGUGUGUCAGUUUUCUCAGGAUGCUUCUAUGCCUUCUCUGUAUCCUUAUCAUCAGCAGGCUCUUGAGCGUUGUUUACAUUCUUGUUCCUGAAACGCAAGCUCAUUUCCUCAGUCAGGACCCGGCAGAAGGCUUUCUGUGUGCAGGAUGUAGUAAAAUACAAAGAAUUUCAACAGUAUGCUGCUGAAUAUUAGUUCUAUAUGACUGCUAAGUCUGCUAUUGCACUGCAAGCUCAAGUUUGUGAUUAAAAUCUGAGUUGUUUCUUUCA
This is a messenger RNA of Doryrhamphus excisus (bluestripe pipefish), 4986 nucleotides long. It is a transcript of the gene plch2b, whose product is annotated as phospholipase C, eta 2b. Gene Ontology annotation, biological process: phosphatidylinositol metabolic process; release of sequestered calcium ion into cytosol; phosphatidylinositol-mediated signaling. The record is from RefSeq and is a predicted model, not a curated record. NCBI's taxonomy places the organism in Eukaryota, Metazoa, Chordata, Actinopteri, Syngnathiformes, Syngnathidae. Gene Ontology annotation, molecular function: phosphatidylinositol-4,5-bisphosphate phospholipase C activity; calcium ion binding.